Molecule: messenger RNA, 3004 nt
Organism: Procambarus clarkii (red swamp crayfish)
Lineage: Eukaryota; Metazoa; Arthropoda; Malacostraca; Decapoda; Cambaridae
Product: solute carrier family 25 member 44
Biological process (GO): transmembrane transport; branched-chain amino acid catabolic process; branched-chain amino acid transport
Cellular component (GO): mitochondrion
Molecular function (GO): branched-chain amino acid transmembrane transporter activity
Source: RefSeq, a predicted model, not a curated record
UGGGUCGGAACACAGGGGUCGUCUGAUGGAGGCUGCCAGUCGGAAAGGACACUUGUGGCUGGUUAGAUUUACUGCACUCUCUGGCCCUCGCUACCCUCCGGGUAUGGUUUCGUCUCUGGUUGCUAACUAUUAAGAAAUAAAGCCGCUGACGAAGUUAGGGAAGGGAACUAUUUUGCUGAGAGUCACACUGAAGACUGAAACAAUGUACGCUUCAUGGUACGAGUUACACAGGACUUUACAACAAUUCCUGCUACAGUAGAUUAUUGUGUGUGUGAAACUCAAGCAAUGUGUGCCCAGAAGCAUUUUGCAUCAGCAACAAAAGAUGUGAAGAAAUUUAUCAUGAAUUUAAGUUUGUGUUACUCUUAGUAUUUUUGUGCCUUGCUCUUGAUCUCUCAAGAAUACCACUUGAUUCAAUCAUGAGAGCCAGGACUGGUCAAGUUUUCAUGAUAUCUCUAAUGGAGAAACCUUGCAUUUGUAUGGCCUUAAAAUCAGACUUUGGGGCUGCAGUUCCUUGAAACAUACAAAAGCUAAAUCAUAAAGAGGCAUUAAAUAAAAGAUGGGAGACAAUAGGAGUGGAUUCUGAAACUUUCAACUCUCUCAAAAACUAUAAAUAUUUUACAAGGAAAUAAAUAAAUAUUAUGAAGUAAUAGUAAUAACACCUUGUCAAAUGAUUUUGUUGAUGUUGCCUUUAAAUACUUGAUCAAAAUGUUCUAUUUAAUGAAAAAUAUGCACAUUAUACUAUGUUUAUAUAUUUAAUGGUUUUAAAAUCUUUUAUUUAGUGUUGUUCAUUAGUUACUAAAAGUUAAAUAAGAAAUACAAUAAAUUUCAACUACAGUAUUUGAAAAUAUAGCAGUACUUAAUGCUGAAAGAGCAUUUACGCUUGUGAAAACAGGUUAUGGCUUCCAAACUUCAGAUACAGAUUUUUAAUUUAAACAUCAGAACUUUGUACAAGUAUGUGUGUAACCAACCAUCUUGUUGUUGCUGGGGGAAUGUAGCACUACAGUACUGAGUAUAGUGGAGGAUAUCUCAUGGUGCUCUUAUCACAAAGAACCAUGGAAUCUCUUGGUGUGCCAAAUAUUGAUGGCAGUGGCCAAUACAUCCAGACUAUUGAAUGGGAUAUGAUGAACAAGCAAAAAUUUUUUCCGUUGUCAAUGCUGAGCUCUUUUUCUGUGCGAUGUAUGCUCUAUCCAUUCACUGUCAUAAAGACACGUAUCCAGAUCCAGAGGCACAAUGAAGUCUACAAGGGCACAUUUGAUGCAUUCCAGAAGAUAUUUAAAUAUGAAGGUUUGGGUGGACUUUAUAAAGGUUUCUGGGUAAGUGCCUUUCAGCUAGUCUCAGGAAUCUUUUACAUCACCACCUAUGAGAAUGUUCGUACGUUCCUCCAGCAACGUGGCGUUCAUGACUCACGGGUCAGGGCAUUAAUUGGGGGUGGAUGUGCCUCCGUGGUGGGCCAGACAAUCAUUGUCCCUUUUGAUGUUAUCUCUCAACAUAUGAUGGUUUUGGGACAAAUGGAAGGUCAUGGAAAAUCAAAGGUCAUCGUAAACCCCCUCAACAUUGACUAUCAUGGUCGACAAAAACUGCAGAUUGCAUUAAAUAUAGUAAGAACAUUAUAUAGAAAAGAUGGGCUUAAAGGAUUUUAUCGAGGCUACAUGGCAUCUAUAUGUGCUUAUGUCCCAAACUCUGCACUUUGGUGGUCAUUUUACCAUUUUUAUCAAGAGCAAUUAGUCCGCACAUUUCCUGAUGGGACGUCAACUUUGUUGGUGCAGUGUAUUGCAGCUCCACUUGGGGGAGUUUCAACGUCUCUAAUAACAAAUCCUCUGGACAUAGUGAGGGCCAGAUUACAGGUGCAGAGAACAGGAGGCUUUGGAAAUACUUUUAGAAUUCUCUGGUCAGAAGAACAGUUAGGAAUCUUCACUAAGGGCCUCUCUCCUCGGCUGUUCCAGUCAAUGAUCUUCUCCUUCACAAUCAUCCUUGGUUACGAGUCUGUCAAGAGGUUCUCGGUCAAUGAUGAGUUCAAGAAUGAAGUCAGGUGGUGAUGUUUGGUGAAAGAUUUUUCAUUUCAGAAUCACUUGUCCUUUACCAUUGUUAGAGAAGAGAGUUAAUUUAGGUACAAAUAUGCAUAUUAGUGUAAAUCACAUGAUUGCGUUUCUCCUACUUGACCUUCCUAAGUAGUGUUUGUUAUCUAUGGGAAUAAUUGUUUUAUAUAACAAAUGUAUGAAUAUUGUUAAAUGGAUUUUGAUAAAAUUUAAUUAUAAUGGGUAAACCUGUAAUAUUUUCAAAAAUUUUAAGUGUCAAAUUUAAUUUAAUUAUGCCUUGUUCAAAAAUAUUACUGAUAGUCACAACAUUUCUAUAUUUUGUAUUAUUUAAGGUAAAAUAAUACUUCAUUCUACUUACAGAAUGUUUUUCCUAUUUAUAAAAGAAAUUUACAGUACUUUUAACAAAAUAAAGUUGCCUAAAACAAUUUUUUGUAAUAAUUUUUCUGCUCUUGCUUUGGCUGUGUGAAACCUAUUUGCAAUGGAUAGGCUUAUUUUGCAUGAAGAUAUUUCAAACGGUAAAUCUAUAUCAUUAAAAUUGUUGGUUGGACUAUUAUAGACAAUUGGAUUCACCAUUUCCCUACAUAGUUUGCUGAUUCUAAGACAUAUUUAUUUCAAUGAAUUAGAAAUUGCUUUCUAACAACAAGGUAGAGCUUAUUGGUUGCUGUAUAAAUUUACCCUAGUUGCACCACAUGAAUAUAUGAAACUAGUACAGUAUGUGAGUUGAUUGAACAUGUGUUCACCUCCACAGGACAGUGAUAAGGAAGCCAUAGACAUCUUUGGAAGUGUGAAACAUAUAUUGUCAAAGAUUUGUAAAACUAAGAGGAACUUCAUCAAAACAUCUCUGUACAUAAUGUGUUAAAAACCAUCUAAGAAAAACAUUUAAUGUUGCAUAUUUUAAUGUUUAAAAAAAUCAUUCUUGCUUGGAUAUUAAGCUUUAAUGAUCAAAUGAAAUAAAAACAGUACCACUA